Suillus plorans is the source of this 873-nucleotide messenger RNA. RefSeq lists its product as uncharacterized. The transcript has 3 exons. The record is from RefSeq and is a predicted model, not a curated record. Bases 1 to 873 code for a protein of 290 amino acids. NCBI's taxonomy places the organism in Eukaryota, Fungi, Basidiomycota, Agaricomycetes, Boletales, Suillaceae.
AUGGCUCGACGAAAUAGCCGCCCAAAAGGCAAAUCACGAGAGUUGUGUGAUCCCACAUAUGAGCAGCGGAUCCAGACUGCCAUCCAGGGGAUCACAAACAAGGUCUACAAGAGCAUCAAAGAAGCUGCAUUGGCUAAUAGUCAUAUCCUGCACCAUACAGCCAUUAUAAUUACAACUAGGGAUCCACACGGGUAUACCCCAGGGUGUCAGGGACCUGACCCGCACCCGCACCCCGAGGUAUACCCAGACCCGCACGAAGGGUGCGGGUUUUUGGGGGAACUUACUGAGACAUUGCGAACGGCAGGGAACGACUUGGAUCAGCAUGGCUCGAGCUCAAAGCGGGAUCGACACACUGACAACCUGCAAAUGGUGGGAAACGACUUGGAUCAGCAUGGCUCGAGCUCGGCGCGGGACCAACACACUCACAAGCUGCGAAUGGCGGGAAACGACUUGGAUCAGCUUGGCUCAAGCUCGACGCGGGACCGACACACUCACAUCCUGCGAACGACGGGAAACGACUUGUAUCAGCAUGGCUCUUGCUCGAACGAGGAUCGGCACACUCACAUACUGCAAACGUUGGGCGACGACUUUGAUCAGCAUGGCUUGAGCGCGACGCGGGACCAACACACUCACAUCCUGCGAACAAUGGGAAACGACUUAUAUCAGCAUGGCUCUUGCUCGAACGAGGAUCGGCACACUCACAUACUGCAAAUGUUGGGCGACGACUUCGAUCAGCAUGGCUCUUGCUUGAAUGAGGAUCGGCACACUCACGUUCUGCGAACGUUGGGCGCAGGCUCGGAGCACAAGACGCUUCGCCUGUGGGACUUGAAGACAGGUGUUGUGUUGAAGAGGAUGGAGGGGCAUCACAGUUAG